Molecule: messenger RNA, 291 nt
Organism: Trichophyton rubrum CBS 118892
Lineage: Eukaryota; Fungi; Ascomycota; Eurotiomycetes; Onygenales; Arthrodermataceae
Exons: 2
Coding region: 1-291 (96 amino acids)
Source: RefSeq, a predicted model, not a curated record
AUGGCUGAGUCUACGGGUGUUGACCAAAUAAAGGCCGCUCUGCAGCUGUGCCUCACUCAAUGUCAGGCUACUUACCAAAAUGUUACUGCGUUUCCCAUGCGCUUUGAGGAUGAUGAUACCGGAGCGUUCAGGAAUUUCAAUAAUUCCAAGGGCCUUGCUUCAAUAUUUGCAAUCUCAAAUGUUGAGGAAUGUGUCAUUAGCCCCAACGAUAAAAUGCCAGGGCUGACAUUCAAAGCCACACCCAAUACCAAAACUUUUUCCGAUUCGACUACGUCGCAGACUCUGUAUUGA